UCAUACUUCAAAUUGUAGCUUGUGUUUGUUUAUUUAGCCACCGGAAGACAUUUUCUGUGUGAGGUGGGCAGGCAAGAGUCGAAAAAAUAACAACGCCUCCCCAAAAAAAGAGCACCAGCAACAAGUGCGGUGGCCCGGGCCGCGGGUCUAAACACGCCCAGGUGGAAGUGGCCCUUCCGCCGCUGCAAAGCCGCACAUCUGCGUUGGUGGACGGAUGCGAGCAAGGGUGGCGCGGGGGUCCUUUAAAAAGCAUCCGUCUGGCAGCCCGUCUCCAGACAACUCGCAGCAUGGGCCUCGUGGCAGCUCUCCGCUCGGGAAUGGAGGACCCGCAACGCCGCCGUCGCCGCCGGCGAAGCGUGCCGACCUGGAUGCUCGCCCUCGCCCUCCUGCAGGGCGUCCCCGGCGGCUGCGCGGCGCCCAACCAGUCGCCCCUGGUGGGCUCCAACUGGGGCAGCCCGCGGAGGUACGUGCACCUGCAGACCUCCACGGAGCUCAGCAACUUCUACCUGGAGAUCAAGCUGGACGGCACCGUGCGGGGAAGCGCCAGCAGAAAUCCGUACAGCGUCAUCAUGCUGAAGGCGGACAGCAGGGAGCGCGUCGCCAUCCUCGGCGUGAAAAGCAGCCGCUACCUGUGUUUGGACCCGGAGGGAACCCCCUUCACCUCAGCCGUGUGUCUGCGCGACGACUGCGUGUUCGAGCACAGACUCCUGGAGAACAACCGCGACGUCUUCUACUCCAUCCGAACCGGCAUCCUGCUCAACCUUGAGGGCUCCCGGCAGGUGUUCGUCGCCGGCCACAACCUGCCGCGCACCGCCCUCUUCCUGCCCAAGAGCAGCACGGUGCCCCUGGAGCGCCUCCUGCUGCACCGGGAGAGGCGAAACCGGCCCUCCUCCUCCACCCCCGCCGGGGAAGGCUCCGACUCCCGGCCCGUGCCGGAGGACGACGCCGAGCUGGAGCUGGAGCCCGCCGACGACGGCGCCAACGCGUCCCGGGAGGCGCUCCGCGAGCCGCCGGCCCACGACCCGUGGAGCGUCCAUUCCACCGACACUAAUUCCAGCCCGCGCGGCGCGACCCGAAGCCACCGUGCGCACACGUCAGUCAGUCAGUGAGUGAAUGACUGCCGGCACAGUAACAGC
This is a messenger RNA of Hippocampus comes (tiger tail seahorse), 1136 nucleotides long. RefSeq names its product fibroblast growth factor 23. NCBI's taxonomy places the organism in Eukaryota, Metazoa, Chordata, Actinopteri, Syngnathiformes, Syngnathidae. Gene Ontology annotation, molecular function: growth factor activity. The record is from RefSeq and is a predicted model, not a curated record. The coding region runs from base 288 to 1109 and encodes 273 amino acids. The transcript has 3 exons.